Drosophila biarmipes is the source of this 1421-nucleotide messenger RNA. It is a transcript of the gene nom, whose product is annotated as transcription factor Ouib. The transcript is spliced from 4 exons. Lineage: Eukaryota; Metazoa; Arthropoda; Insecta; Diptera; Drosophilidae. Gene Ontology annotation, molecular function: zinc ion binding. Gene Ontology annotation, cellular component: nucleus. The coding region runs from base 26 to 1156 and encodes 376 amino acids. The record is from RefSeq and is a predicted model, not a curated record.
AUUUGUUUUGAAUCAGAAACGUGAGAUGUUAAUAAAUGUGUGCCGAAUUUGCGGACGGAGCCGGCUCUGCCCCAAAGCCGUGCAGCUAUUUACUUCCGGCAGACAGGGCACCCUGCGCCGCAUCGAAUUAAUCACCGGAAUUCGCCUUCAGCAGAUCCCAAAUGCGCCGGAUAUGCUGUGCUUCUGCUGCCAGACGGACCUCAAUUCGGCCAUGAUGUUCCGCAGGACGUGCAUCUUGCAGCAGAAGAAGUGGGUGCCAGUGGAGGAGGCCGAGGAGCUGGACAAAAUGGAGGUGCAACCCAAGGAAAAACCGAAACCAGUUCUUCCCAAGAGGAAGUACCAGCGACGAAAGAAGUCAUCAGUUCUGCCCGUUGAAACCGUGGACAUUGUGGUUGCGACCGACAAUAAGGCCUCAGCGGAUGCAACAGGUGGCGAUGAAGAGUUUGACCAACCUGUGGAAAUCUCCACAGAACCAGAAAGCGAGGAAAGCGACGUGAAACUGGAAUUUAUUAAUGCAAAAGAAGAGGACAGCCCUCCCAAGGACGAUGAGGAUGUGGAUUCGGAUCUCGAACUACCCAAUAUUAGAACCUUUAAGUGUGCCACCUGUGGAGUCAUUAAGUACAACAAGUCGUCCUUGGACAGGCACCAGUAUGAACACUCCGGCAAAAUACCCUAUCCUUGCAAGGAGUGCCAUAAAGGCUUUUUGGCAGCCAGUGAACUGAAGGCGCACAACCUCACCCAUCACACGGCUGAGCCUCCGUUUAAAUGUCGGUACUGCGAGCGUCGCUACUUCUCCACGGCGGGCCGGAAGAAGCACGAGAGGGUCCACACCAACGAACGACCCUAUGUGUGCGACCAGUGCGGCAAGGGCUUCACAAGGACCUGCAUCCUGAUGGCCCACAUGGAGUCGCACAGAACAAUUAAGAAGUUCGGCUGCCAGGUCUGCAAUCGUUCGUUCAGCUUGAAAAAACACCUGGUGACCCACCUCGUCUCCAACACGCACAAACAAAAUGCUGAAUUCGCUUCAUCGGCAUCGGAAACGAUGUCAGUGGUCAGUUGUGAUACCUAUUCAAGCUGGUCCACAAGCUCCCAAGUCGCUAGCCCUCUCGACGAAGUCUUGCAGUCCCAAUUGGAUAUCUUAUGUCAGGAAAUUUAACACAGACCGAAAUUCCAAAGAAAAGAAAUCUACAGAAAUGGGUAAUCCUUUUACUUUUCUGAAAAUCCGUGUAGUUAUUAAAUACUUUAUAGUGUCCAUAUCUUCCAGAACAUUCCUAGCUGGUUGUAAGAAUCUUUAGAAGUGCCAUGUAGAACACAAAUUCCUUAAUAUCACAAAAGUGCCUUUGUGGUCUCGUCAGAGACAUGAACAUACAAGAACAUAUUUGUAUUUUUCGUUACCUCAAUCUUACAAACUUUAAUUGCAA